Molecule: messenger RNA, 825 nt
Organism: Didymodactylos carnosus
Lineage: Eukaryota; Metazoa; Rotifera; Eurotatoria; Philodinida; Philodinidae
Source: the annotation of a GenBank genome assembly
AUGGCUUCACAUGAAGAACAAAUGCAUGACGCCAAAACAAUAUAUGAUACGAUAGCUGAAGAAUAUGUUGAACUGAGUAAGACAAGCGGUUUGAAAAAGGAUGUGAUAGAAUACACAUUUUUCAAUUAUAUGCUUAUACCUAAUGAAUGUAGUACGACUUCUACCGAUAAUUUUACAUUAAGGUCUAAACGUAUUCUCGACUUAGGCUGUGGUGAUGGACAUUAUACGAGAAAAUUAAAAGAUUUAAAUUGUUCUUAUAUACUGGGCGUUGAUAUAAGUGCAACAAUGAUUAAUAUGGCCAAAGAAAAAGAAUUAAAUGAUCCAAAGGGUAUCGAUUAUUUAUGUGCGAAUGGUGCAAUAUUAUCCAAACCACGAGACGAUGAUAGAUAUGAUAUUGUAACAGGUCUUCAUUAUAUACACUAUUCAAAAACAUAUGAAGAAUUAAAACAAAAGAUUAAAGUUAUCUACGAACAACUGAAACCAAAUGGAACAUUUUAUUCAAUAAGUACAAAUGUUUGUGGUGGUAUGGAAGUAUAUAACAAUGAUAAACAUAAAAAGUAUGGUUUUAAGACCGAAACUGAUGGUGAAUUAAAAGACGGUUCAGAAAUUAAACAUACAUUUUAUCACGAUGUUAGUAGACCAUCAAAAUGUAUAUUUUAUUGUUAUUAUUUCUCACCAAAAACUUAUGAAAAUUUUUUUAAUGAAGCUGGUUUCAAAUCGUUACAAUGGAUUCCAGCACAACCUGAUCCCAAAGUAGAAGAUAAAACGUUCUAUGAUGACUUCAAACGGUAUCCAUCUAUUGUUGGUAUGGUAGCUAAAAAGUAA